Molecule: messenger RNA, 1635 nt
Organism: Cryptomeria japonica (Japanese cedar)
Lineage: Eukaryota; Viridiplantae; Streptophyta; Pinopsida; Cupressales; Cupressaceae
Exons: 3
Coding region: 152-991 (279 amino acids)
Source: RefSeq, a predicted model, not a curated record
UCUCUUGCACAAGUACAUUCUGCCUGUUAAACACUCUAGCUGCUUUUUCUUUUGCCUUCAAUACAUUCUCAGCAAUCUGUUUUACCUGAUUCAUAUCUUGCUCAAAUUUCAUUUACUCGCUUCCCUCUUUUAUACGCUCAGUAACAGAAAAAUGGGGAACAUUUGCUGCUGCUGCUCAUGCUCUGCCCCCCAACAGGAUUAUCAAGAUGUUAUCGAGAAACUGAUCAAAGUGGAAGAGAUGAGCCACAUCGAUGAAUUGAUUUCUUACAUCGAUGACCUCUUGAAUACCAUUGACCAGGGAAGCAUUCAUUCAAUUGCCCUUCUUUCCAAGACGAAUCGAGUGACUUCUUCUAUCACUUCUGGUGGUACUUUAUUGGAGAUGAUAUUGAAGAGAUCUAACACACAUAUAUGCAAGAGGGACACUAUGCCAAUGCUUAACCGUGAAACACGGAAAUUGAUGAUUGAUAUAACAAAUCAAGCAGGGCGGAUUCAGUGGGUGGGAAUAACGCUUUCAGUUGUAGGUUUUGUGUUGGAACGAAUUGAGCAAGUUUCUUCCAACAGAGACGAAUGUAUAGAGCUGCUGAAAUACAUGUGUAACCUUGCAAAAUACACGAAGCAGUUGGAUGAUCAUUUGCCUCAGGAGAAGCUGAAUCGGGUCAUCCAAUUCAUUGUACAAGGCUCCCUCCUCUGCAUAUCGCAAUUGCAAUCUCAUCCACUCUUCAAAUUUUUCGCUGCUCCGGUUGCGGGUGAAGAUUUGCGGAGAUUGCAAGCACAACUUGGGCACGAGUACUCAGAGCUCUCAUUAGAGGCAAUAGUCGUUGUGUUGAAUAGGAGUGCCGAAGUAUUGAAUAGGAUUCCAGUUGUGCUACCUCCCUCCCAAGGAACAUCUCCUCAAGCAGGUACUAAAUUCUCUUUUAUUUGGGCUUCUGUUUAUGCUACAUCAAUCUUUUGCCUCACAAAAAUCCCCGAUCUUAGAGGUGAACUGUCCUGAAUGAAUGGUUUUUUUUGUCACCAAAUUCCUCUCUUUGGAUUGAAUUCAUAAUAUCUAGUUUCUAUUCCUUUCUGUGUUCAUGUUUUUUUUGUUAGAAUUGUGUAUGGAGGGACCAAUAAUGCAUCGGACAAAGUCAAUUAUUUUAUAUUCAUUAAUUAAAUAAACUAGCAAUUGCACCUUGGUGUGCAAUGGGUACGCCGAAUAAGCAUAGAAGGACAAUUGGAGUAUUUUUUGAUUAUUUUUUUGCCUACAUUUGUGUAGUAGAUGAGGUCAAUUGGUCGGUCAUUUAUCAAAUAAUGUUGUUUGUCUACCAUAGGUAUGAAUGGAGAAGUGAUAGCUUCAAAUCAAUUAUGCAUCCACUUACAAGGAUCUAAAGAUGAUUGAAAAAUCUUUGAAUUAGGAAGAUAAUCAGGUUCAAUUACCAAAAAGGUCAUGUUAUAUUUGCACCAAGGAGAGAGGAGGAUGGGAGAGAUAGAGGGGUAAAGAGGGAUAUAGAGAAAAUGAGAGGGAGAGAUAAAGAGAGAGAUAAGACAAAGAGACAUAGGGCUAGAAGAGAUAAGUAUAAUGAGAGGGAGAGAGAGGGAGAGAGGGAGAGAGAGGAAGAGAUGGAAAGAGGUGGAUCAUGGUAGGAAGUGAUGUAAGGA